Messenger RNA from Eimeria necatrix, 648 nucleotides. Its product is annotated as peptidase family M3 domain containing protein, putative. The transcript has 5 exons. Gene Ontology annotation, cellular component: mitochondrion. The record is from RefSeq and is a predicted model, not a curated record. Gene Ontology annotation, molecular function: metalloendopeptidase activity. NCBI's taxonomy places the organism in Eukaryota, Apicomplexa, Conoidasida, Eucoccidiorida, Eimeriidae. Gene Ontology annotation, biological process: peptide metabolic process; proteolysis. Bases 1 to 648 code for a protein of 215 amino acids.
AUGGUUGCCCACCAGCCUUCUGAGCCUCAGCGACUAAGUCUUGAAACUGUCUGGAGACGGGCAGUCGAGUUGUUGGAGAAGAUAACGGGGUUUACGUUGACGCCAACUCUUCCCGCCCCAGGCGAGACUUGGCACUGGAGCGUUCUUAAGUUUGAGCUGCGCCCAAUCAAUAAGGCUGGGGGGGCCCCCAGGGGCCCCUGGGGGCCCCUGGGGGCCCCCCAGGGGCCCCCCGGGGGGCCCCUGGGGGCCCCCCGAGGAACUCUUUAUGUGGAUUUGUGGGCAAGGAAGGACAAGACGCGGCUGCUGGCCCAAUUUACAAUAAGGGGGUCGAAGCAAAUGGACUACCCUUUGAAGCGAGGAUGGGAGUUGGGGGGCCCCUUGAGCCGCGCAUGCGUCGUUGAGGACAACGGCUGCCUCCGUCAAAUUCCCUGCUGCGCUCUUGUCUCUAAUUUCGCCCCCCCAGCUCGUUUGUCCAAUUCCGAAAAAGGGGACGACGCAGAAGAAGCGCUGCUGCUGCUGCGCGACAGCAAAAUAACAGAAAAUGAAAGUCUUCAUUUGCUGCACGAAUUGGGCCACGUGAUUCACGGCCUUUUGUCUCGGACGGAGCUGCAGCACUUGUCCGGCAAGCCGCCAAACCCUAAACCCUAA